UAUUUCAAAAUAAAAUACCAUCGUGAGUGUGGUGUGUUUAUAUAUGUAAAUAAACAUUGUUGAUGUUUUUUUUUGCGUUGUAUAAAAUAUUUACUGAAGGGAGUGUGAGCUCUGAAGUCAAAUUGUAAAUGUGUUUAUAUAUAAAGUUUGUUGUUGUUAUUUUUUCUUAAUAUAAAUUCAUACUGGAUGGUGUGUGAGUUUUGAAGUAAAUAUGAACGAUGGAUUUGAAAUGUGUGAUAGUGUAAGUGGUAAGAGAAUUGACGGAGAUGUGGUACAUUUUGGUUCGGAAUCAGAAGAGGAGAAUGAUAAUAUAAUACGCGAUGAGUUUCAUACCUUGGAUGAGGUACAAGAAGCAAUAAGGAAACAAGGACUAGAAACUUGUAACCUGAUUUUCGGUAUAGACUAUACAAUGAGUAAUAAAAGUCAAGGUUUGAAGACAUUUGAGGGUAGGAACUUACACUCCAUAUCCGACACAUUGAUAAACCCGUAUCAAAAGGUAAUGUGUAUACUCGGUGAGACACUAGAACCUUUCGAUGAAGACGGUAUAAUUCCUGUUUUUGGUUUUGGAGACAAAAAAUGCCGGGACAAAUAUGUAUUUGAACUAAAACCAGGUACCAAGUGUGAAGGAUUUAGCGAUGUGUUAGAUGUAUACAAUGAAGUUACACCUACAAUUAAACUUGGCGGACCAACCAAUUUUGCACCAUUGAUUGAGAAAGCUAUUGAGAUCGUUAGAGAGACAAAUGAAUAUCACAUACUUGUAAUUGUUGCCGACGGUCAGGUUUCCAGUGAAGAAGCGACAAAGAAAGCUUUAAUAGAAGCAUCGCAUUAUCCCAUCUCUAUAGUAGUUGUUGGUGUCGGCGAUGGUCCUUGGGGAUCAAUGAAAACUUUUGACGAUGGACUUACUGAAAGAAAGUUUGAUAAUUUCCAGUUUGUAAAUUUUCACGAAGUAAUGAACAAAGCAGAAAAUCCAGAAGCUGCCUUCGCACUUAAUGCAUUGAUGGAAAUACCAGAACAAUAUAAGUACUUAAAACAGGCAGGCCUUAUACAAUAAUCAAAGAUGAUUGUUGAUCCUUUUCUUCAUUUUGAUGUAUUAACCCGUAAUCUGCUUAAUUUUUAUAAUGAAUUUGUCCAGCUUUAAAUUUGGAACAAUUCAUUCAAAGAAUAAGGGAAUUAGAUAUCAAAAUAGAAAAACUGAGCAACCAAAAGUAUAGAACCCGGUCAAAUUGCAUGGAUGUACAGACUGACCUUGCUCAAUACUUGUGGUCAAGGCUAGUCACUUCCGGCAAAAGCAGGCUAAGGGUUAAUGAAGCUGUUGUAAAUAUUAUAUAGUAUAUCAAUAACAAAAUAGAAACUUUAUUUUUUUCUGCUUUAGUGCAGAUUUAAUUUUGUAUUAUGUAAUUACAUUCAGAAGGUCAUUAUGCCUCUCCCUUUUAUAAGAGGUGUUAAUACAGACAAAUUA
This is a messenger RNA of Ruditapes philippinarum (Manila clam), 1459 nucleotides long. RefSeq names its product copine family protein 1-like. The transcript has 5 exons. Lineage: Eukaryota; Metazoa; Mollusca; Bivalvia; Venerida; Veneridae. The record is from RefSeq and is a predicted model, not a curated record. Bases 212 to 1051 code for a protein of 279 amino acids.